Agrilus planipennis (emerald ash borer) is the source of this 902-nucleotide messenger RNA. Its product is annotated as transmembrane emp24 domain-containing protein 5-like. Gene Ontology annotation, cellular component: endoplasmic reticulum; endoplasmic reticulum-Golgi intermediate compartment; Golgi apparatus. The transcript has a single exon. NCBI's taxonomy places the organism in Eukaryota, Metazoa, Arthropoda, Insecta, Coleoptera, Buprestidae. The coding region runs from base 224 to 877 and encodes 217 amino acids. Gene Ontology annotation, biological process: endoplasmic reticulum to Golgi vesicle-mediated transport; intracellular protein transport; Golgi organization. The record is from RefSeq and is a predicted model, not a curated record.
UUUGGAUGAAGAAGUCUAACUUUUUUUUUUUUUUCUGAAAGAUACCUUAAACUUUUUCUUAAGAGUUUUCGUAUUAAUUGGUUUAAAUAUUUCGUUAUAUGUUAUCAAAAUCAAGGUACUCGAUUAUUUUUUGUCUUUAUCAUUGCUAGAUAAAACGUUUUCAACUGGAGACCUUCUGUUAGUCGUUAUAAACUUUUCAAAAUACAAUAGUCUAAUUGCUAAAAUGAUUCUGUUGCUAUUUCUUUUGUUAAUAAGUUUCUCAGAAUCGUUUAAAAUGUGGGAGAUGGCAAUUCGGGUUGAUCCCAAACAGGAGUCCUGUUUUCAUCACGAAUGGAGUCGAAACCGAAGUGUAAGUUUUACAUAUUACGUCAAACACGGAGGUCAAGGCGAGCUCGAUAUCAGUUUUGUGCUAUUUGAUCCUAACGGUGCAUUGAUGAUAAAUGAUCUGAAACAAAGAGGGAAAAACACAAUAAUUUCUACAACCCUUGAUGGUGAUUACAUAUUCUGUUUCGACAACUCCCACAGCAGCGUCAACAGCAAAAUCGUCUAUUUUGAGUUUUUUGACUUAAACGGAGAUACAGGUGAAGCAGCUUCGUAUGAAUUUCAACCAGAAGACAAUGUUGGACUUCCCGAUAAAUUUUUGGAAAUUGUGGAUAAAGUCGAUUACAGUUUGGCCGCAGUCAGAAUUUCUCAGAGACAGUCCAGGAUGACAGAGACAUGGGACAACUACAUCAUAGAAAGGAAAAGUUCUACCAUCAAUCAAUUUUCGGCGGCUCAGUUGGUCGUAAUGCUGUUCGCUGGGGUUGUGCAAGUGAUUUUGAUAAGAAGUCUGUUUGACGAAAGAUCCAGAAUACACAAGAUAUGGAGAACAAAAUAAUUUAGCCUUCGCUUUAGUUCUUGAU